Tremella mesenterica DSM 1558 is the source of this 3256-nucleotide messenger RNA. RefSeq lists its product as uncharacterized. Gene Ontology annotation, biological process: regulation of DNA-templated transcription elongation; regulation of transcription by RNA polymerase II; transcription elongation by RNA polymerase II. The transcript has 12 exons. The record is from RefSeq and is a predicted model, not a curated record. Gene Ontology annotation, molecular function: mRNA binding. The coding region runs from base 45 to 3221 and encodes 1058 amino acids. NCBI's taxonomy places the organism in Eukaryota, Fungi, Basidiomycota, Tremellomycetes, Tremellales, Tremellaceae. Gene Ontology annotation, cellular component: DSIF complex.
CACAGCUCACUUCUUUCUCCUCUCCUUCUGAUUCAUACGUGAAAAUGUCAGAAAACGAACGUUCUCCAUCAUCGGAACAUCUAGACCGUAUGAGAACAGAUGACGAAGAUGGACCAAGUCGAAAACGACCAAGGGUGAAUGAAUCAGAUGAAAGAGGAGCUGGAAAUGGGAAUAAAGAUAUGGAGGGUGACGAUGGUGGUGAUGAUAAUGACCCAGAUGAGGAAGAGGAGGAAGAUGAAGAGGGUGAAGAGGAUGACGAGGAUGAUGAAGAUGAUGACGAGGAAGGAAAACGGGCUCCGGAAGAAGGGAGAAAGAAAAAGCGUCGAAGAAAGAAUAAAGUCAAUCGAUUCCUUGAACUCGAAGCGGAAGUAGACGAUGAAGAUGAAGAAGAUGAAGAAGGUGAAGAUUAUGGAGAUGUCGCAGAGUUUAUCGAUGAACAACCUGAAAUACCUGGUACAGAAGAUGACAGAGCUCAUAGAAGAUUAGAUCAAGCUUUAGGUGAAACAGAACAAGAUGAUGUUGAUAGGAUCGUUCAACAGUUGAAAGAAAGACAUGGUCGGACUGCCGCUGCUAGAUAUAAUGCUGAAAGUGAUCAAGUUUCACAAAGACUUUUAAUACCAGGUGCCAAUGAUCCUAGUUUAUGGCAAGUUCGAGUGAAGAGUGGACGAGAAUAUCAAAUAUGUUCUUCAAUCUUUCGAAAAGUCUUCACUCAUCAAUUCUCCGCUCAACCCAUCGAGGUAUUAUCAUGUUUCUUCCGCGACUCAUUAGACGGUAUGAUCUUCCUCGAAGCUCGACAUAUAUCCGCAGUCAAUCUGGCGAUCAAAGGUAUCAUCGGUGUCUUCCUCGGCAAAGGUGUCAAACGUGUUCCGACUGAAGAAAUGGCACCUUUACUCAAAAUCAAAAAGAAGGAUGUGGAAUUGACUCAGGGAAUGUGGGUACGGAUGAAACGUGGGAAAUAUACUGGAGAUCUAGCUCAAGUGGCCGAUGUCGAUCAACUCACCAGUGGAGUAGUCACCAUCAAGUUUUUACCUCGUAUCGAUCUCACCCCUCGUGAAAAGCGUAAAGAGAGGAAUGCGACCAAUGGGAAAGCUGCAGGUUCUACCAAUCGACCACCUGCCGCCCCAUUCCAAUAUGACGAAGUACGCAAGGUAUAUGGGAAAAACAGUAUUCGUGGAGGACAAGGUGGAUCACAUAUCUUUGAAGGAGACGAAUAUAUUGAUGGGUUUUGUUAUCGAGAUGUUAAACUCAACCUCGUACAAACGGAAGAUGUACAUCCUACUUUGGAGGAAGUAUCCAAAUUCUCAGGAGACGAAACGAACGAAGCGAAAAUUGAUCUAUCCGCCAUUGCAGAUGCCAACAAACACGUCUCAGCAUCUGCUUUGGUACCUGGGGAUAAGGUUGAAGUGCAUGAAGGAGAACAAGCAGGUUUGACGGGUAUAGUCAUUGGUGUUUUGCCGGAUACGAUUUCAAUACGAGCGGAAGGUGGAGAUCUACAUGGUCAAACCAUCGAAGUGCCUGCGAAAAGUGUUCGAAAGAGAUUUGAUGUUGGUGAACAUGUCAAAGUGUUGAAUGGGAAAAACGCAGAUGUGACGGGUAUGGUAGUGGAAGUUAAAGGUGAUAUUGUCACUCUUAUGUCUGAUCAAAAUGAGCGAGAGGUACAAGUCUUUACCAAGGAUAUUCGUCGAGCUGCAGAUCUUGGUGAUUCGACAGUACGCAACAGCGUGUAUGAUCUACACGACAUGAUCAUGCUUGAUUCCACGACUGCAGCUGUCAUCUUCAAAAUUGAUGGAAACGUUCUUCGCGUUUUGGAUCAAAAUGGUACUGUACGGACCGUCAGUCCUCAACAGGUAGCACUUCGAAGAGACAACAAGCAAUAUGCAGUGGCGACGGAUGCCCAAGGGAACGAAAUGCGAGUAGGGAAUUUGAUGAAAGAAACGGAAGGAGAGAAUCGACAAGGAGAAGUCAUCAAUAUUUUCAGAUCCAUCUUUGUUUUUCUCUUCAAUCGUGAUUACGCCGAAAAUGGUCAUGUCUUUGUCGCUCGUGCUCAAUCUUUACUUUCCGUCACACCAAAAUCUUCCGCCAGUGAUUUAGCAAAGAUGAACCCUGCUCUUAAUGCACAAUUACCUUUUGGCGGUGCUAGUCUUAUGCCUCCUCCUAUGGCGACAGUCAACAAGAACCGAUUAGUGAACACUUUGGUCGUGGUGGUCAAAGGAACAAGCAAAGGGUUGAUGGGGAUUAUCAAAGAUGUUCAAGGGGAUAAUGCUAGGGUGGAAUUAAAAACAAACAACAAAACUUUGACUAUCAAUCUGGCUUCGAUCAAACGGAAAGAUCCAAAAACAGGAAAUACUUAUCCAUUGGAAUACGGUGGUGGUACUUUUGGUACGGCCGGUCGUCCUUUAGGAAACUACGAUGUCAAUCCUUACGCUCCACCUACAAACGGAGGAAUGACACCUGGUUAUGCUGUGGGAGGACGUACGCCGGCCGCAAGGUUUGGAGAAACUCCAAAUCCUUAUGCUACAGGAGGGAAUCCUUAUGGUGGUGGUCGAACUCCUGCGUAUGGUCUGGCAGGAGGAGGAAGAACCCCCGCGGCUGGUCUGGCAGGUGGUAAGACUCCAGGUUGGGCAGCGGGUGGUAAAACUCCUGCAAGAGGAUUCGGAGAUGGAGGUAGAACACCUGCGAUGGGAAUGAAUUUGGCAGGUGGGAAAACCCCUAUGCCACAUUCUGGAAUGAAUAUGGGUGGAAGGACUCCAGCUCCAGGAAUGUAUGGAGGUGUGGGAGAUGCAGGUUCUUCUCGCAAUGGUGCUCCCGUCGGUAUCGGUGAACUCACUUGGGAUUGGGCAUUAGAUUUCAGAAAUAUCAUCGUCAUAAUUGGACCUUCAACUCGUAUAGGGACUAGAAAUCCAUUACAUUUUCAAAGAGGUGCUUAUGAUGGUAAAAAAUUCGGAUACGAUCAACCUGAUGGUGAUUCUGAAAUCACUCGUUGUGUUUCUUUAGAAGAUGAAAAUGUUGAAGAAAACAUUCCUGUUGAAUAUCUCAAACCUGCAUAUCCUGAUGGACCAGGUCAAUUGGUGGUCGUCGUAGGUGGUGGGAAUGAUAUAAGAGGACAACAAAGAGUUACUCAAUACGAAAAUGAUGGACAAUGGAUGUUGGAAGCUGAAGAAGGUGAUGAAGGAGCUUUGGUCUUGGAUGCGAGGGGUUUGUGUAGGAUUUGGAGAGUGUGAGUCAGGGUGGGUUUGAAUGCAUUGGUCUUGGUGAC